GUCCGUGAAGCGACAAGCCCACACACCAGACACUUCAAUUCCCGUCACAAUGCCUCACAAACCGCCAACAGAAGAGGAGCUCGAGCGGCGAAAGAUCGUCGGCAUCCACGAGGAGACCGUCACCAAUGUAUCGUCGACGGACUACCCUGGGCACUACCCCGGCGAGGACCACAGCUGGGACAUUGAGGCCUUCCGGCGAGGGUUUCGCGUCGAGUUUCACAAGAACGACCCCUUUGAAGCUUCCUUCUCUCUCAUCGGCAUCGAUGCCUCCAUCGCCAACGCCUUCCGGCGCAUCAUGAUCGCCGACAUCCCGACCCUCGCCAUCGAGACCGUCUUCGUCAACAACAACACGUCGGUCAUACAGGACGAAGUGCUCGCCCACCGCCUCGGCCUGAUCCCCUUCAAGGGCGGCCACAAGGGGCUGCACAAGUUCCUCAAGUUUUGGCGCCGGCCGGACGACGAGUCCCAGGUCAACAACAGCUACUACGACUACAACACCGUCUCGCUGCGCCUCGAGGUCAAGUGCGAGCACAACGAGAACGCCGCGCCCGGCGAGACGGACCCGACCAAGCUGUACAAGCACGCGCACGUCUACGCGCGCGACAUCGAGUUCUGCCCCGUCGGGCGGCAGACCAAGUACUUCUCGGGCGACGACGCCAUCGCGCCCGUCAACCCGGACAUCCUGAUUGCCAAGCUGCGCCCGGGCCAGGAGAUCAGCCUGACGAUGCACAUGCACAAGGGCGUCGGCUCCGACCACGCAAAGUUCUCCCCCGUCGCCACCGCCUCGUACCGCCUGAUGCCCGUCAUCAAGAUCGAGCGGCCCAUCCUGGGCGCCGACGCCGAGAAGUUUGCCCGCUGCUUCCCCCGCGGCGUGAUCGCGCUCGAGAAGGUGACCAAGGAGGAGGCGGCGCAGAAGGGGAGCGGCUACGAGGGCCACGAGGGGGAGCUCAAGGCGGUCGUGGCCGACCCGAUGAGGGACACGGUCAGCAGGGAGUGCCUACGGCACGACGAGUUCAAGGGCAAGGUCAAGCUCGGCCGGAGGAGGGACCACUUCAUCUACCUGGUCGAGAGCACCGGGCAGUGGAAGAGCGAUUUCAUCUUCCUGGAGGCCGUGGCCCAUCUGAAGAAGCGGGCCCGCGACCUCGAGAAGCAGGUCAUCAACAUGGUCAGAUAAGAGAAAGAAGCACCGGAUGUUGGUGACGGAAUUGGUAUUCUUCGUGGGUAUAUAUCAUUGUGUGAACCCCACUUUUCUUUGUGCAUCUUCCAAAGAAACAUGGGUAACGGCGUCAGGGUGGAUCGGAAAAAUAAAGGGGGAGGUCGGGGGUUUCAGUUAAUUUUCUUUGGCCGCCGCUGUUCCUUUGGGUUUGUCUUUUGUGUAGACAGGUCAUGAUGGACAAAUAGAGAAGGAUACCACCAUCCAGCUUGACACCAGCGCCGCAC
Messenger RNA from Thermothelomyces thermophilus ATCC 42464, 1440 nucleotides. RefSeq lists its product as uncharacterized. Gene Ontology annotation, biological process: DNA-templated transcription. The transcript is spliced from 2 exons. NCBI's taxonomy places the organism in Eukaryota, Fungi, Ascomycota, Sordariomycetes, Sordariales, Chaetomiaceae. Gene Ontology annotation, molecular function: DNA binding; protein dimerization activity. The coding region runs from base 50 to 1174 and encodes 374 amino acids. The record is from RefSeq and is a predicted model, not a curated record. Gene Ontology annotation, cellular component: RNA polymerase I complex; RNA polymerase III complex.